This is a messenger RNA of Peniophora sp. CBMAI 1063, 1239 nucleotides long. NCBI's taxonomy places the organism in Eukaryota, Fungi, Basidiomycota, Agaricomycetes, Russulales, Peniophoraceae. The record is from the annotation of a GenBank genome assembly.
AUGGCGGCCGUCGACCCGACGUACCCUCUGUAUCCCACUGCUUGCAUUCUGACUUCGGUGAUGCUACUACUCGUACAACUGACGAGCUUCGUUCGACAUAGCUGGAAUCUGGGCGUCACGUUCCUGUGCUUCUGGCUUUUCCUCGAGACUUUGACGAGUGGCGUCAAUGCUGUCGUAUGGUCCGAUAACGCCGACAUCAAGCUCUAUGUGUACUGUGACAUCGUCUCGCGUGUUCAAAUCAUCACCUCAGUCGUCAAGCCUAUGGCAACCCUCAUCAUCACUCGCCGGCUAUACCUUAUUAUUAGCCUCCAGUCUAUAGAGCCUCACAACUUGGACAAGAAAGCGAAUCGCAGGAACCUCGCAAUAGAGUGGACGCUUGGCUUGUUGAUUCCUCUCAUUGUGGCGGGACCUCUCUACUACGUCGUCCAAUGGCUUCGCUUCCAGGUAGAAGAGGGCUUCGGAUGCGGCAACUCUCCCGAUGGCUCAAUCUUGAGCAUUCUGCUCAUCUAUUCAUGGAGCGUGAUACCUCCCCUAGUGUCUAUCGCCUUCUAUUAUCCGAGCGUUGUCAGAAGGUUCUACAAGCAUAGUCGGGAAGUCAACCAAUUCCUGCGAAGCAACAACUCUGUCUCUCGCCGCAACUACUUCCGCAUCCUCGCUCUCGCAAGCAUCGACGUCCUCCUCACCCUCCCCCUCGGAAUCGCAAACAUCGCCCUGAUCAUAACCCAAUCCUUAUCCUUCGGCCCUCUCACGUUCUACUAUGGCUGGGCAAGCGACCACAACUCAACCACUUGGGAGCCUCAAGGAUGGCCCUAUGCAGAAGUGGUCGCACAGGGGACGUCGACGGUGGCUCAAGACUAUUUCGCUCAAUGGACGUCGCCUAUCUUGGCCUUCGCUAUCUUCGGCCUAUUCGGCUUUACUUCGGAGGCGAGGGCGUCGUAUUGGAGUAUAGCGUGUGCUAUUGGAGGAUGGUUCGGCUGGAAGCCGGCACCGCCGACUGGCAGGACACGUUCACCGCUGCCGGUGAUGGAGUUUGGCGUGUGGCCUCAUCAGUCGGAUUCAAUGUCGCUGGGCCUUGGGUCCGAGCCAAACUACGUCGACCGCACGCCAGACAAGCAAGAGAUCGGCGUGGUAGACCAUCUGGAGAUGAACUCGGGCGAACGAGCGGUCGGCGACGUUCAGACGGUGUCAAAGGCGGAGAAGGGCACUGUACAUGAUCACGCAGCGCAUGUAGACGCCUGA